AUGCGUCAGGAGGAAAUCGAGUGUUUUGGAAUAUCAGCUCAACCAACGGUUAUGAUCAUUGGCGCGGGUCAGAGUGGUUUGAUGUUAGCAGCGCGUUUGAAGUUGCUCGGCUUGAGUACGCUGAUUGUGGAUAAGAAUCAACGAACAGGAGAUUCAUGGCGAAAAAGGUAUCAUUCACUCUGUUUACAUGAUCCUAUAUGGGCAGACCAUUUCCCGUAUAUGUCUUACCCUGAUAAUUGGCCAAUUUAUAUGCCCAAAGAUAAAUUGGCUGGUUGGUUUGAAUAUUAUGCCGAAGCGAUGGAACUUUCGAUUUGGAACGAGUCUACUGUUCAACAAGGCUCCUCUAGCUAUGAUCCCACCACUGGAACGUGGUCAGUAGAAGUGAUCCGACCAACAGGUUCAAGAACACUUCAUCCACGCUUCCUUGUGAUGGCUACAGGAUUGAAUGGUGCACCACGUUGGCCAGAUAACUUUCCAAUGGACUCUUUUACUGGAACUCUGGUUCAUUCUAGUGCUUUUAAUACCGGGGAAGAGUGGAAAGGGAAACAUGCGGUGGUUAUUGGAGCCUGUAAUUCUGCUCAUGACAUUGCUGCUGAGCUUUGGGUCAAUGGGGCUGCUUCAGUCACAAUGGUUCAACGUUCCAAUACUUAUGUGAUGUCAAGUGAGCAUGGACUCAAGGGACUUUUAAAGGGAUCAUACGAAGAAGAUGGUCCGGCUAUUCAGGACGCAGAUCUUGGUUUUACUUCUCUUCCACUCAAUUUACUUGAAAAGAUACAUACGAAAGCUACAGAAGAAACCACAAGACUUGAUCAUUCGCUUCUAGAAUCUCUCAAGAACGUGGGCUUUAAGUUAGAUCCAUGUCCGGCAGGACUAUUGAUGAAGUUUUUUAGGAAAGGGGGUGGAUACUACAUUGAUGUCGGAUGUUCUGCACUUCUUGCAGAACGUAAGAUUCAACUGAAACAAGGCGUAGAAGUAGAAGAACUUACACCACACGGUGUGAAAUUUGCGGAUGGUGAGGAGAUUGAGGCAGACUUGGUCGUCUGUGCCACUGGUUACAGUUCUUUCCAUGACACGAUAAGGUCUAUUCUCGGGCCUCAAGUUUCAGAGAAGCUUGGACCGAUUUGGGGUGCUGAUUCUCAAGGUGAACUUCCAGGAGUAUGGCGACUAUCAGGACAUCCAGCUUUCUGGGUGAUGUGUGGAAAUCUGACAUUGGCAAGAUGCUUCUCUAAGCAUGUUGCUACUCAAAUUCUGUUACAAGAACUAGGUCUUUGUGAUAAGAACUUUUCUGGUAGAUUAGGUAAAAGCUACUUCAAAGAGGGAAAGAUGAUGGAGGAUUGUACGGAUUAUAAAGAAAAGUUGGAAGAUUGUAUGUUAUAG
Melampsora larici-populina 98AG31 is the source of this 1377-nucleotide messenger RNA. RefSeq lists its product as uncharacterized. Lineage: Eukaryota; Fungi; Basidiomycota; Pucciniomycetes; Pucciniales; Melampsoraceae. Bases 1 to 1377 code for a protein of 458 amino acids. The record is from RefSeq and is a predicted model, not a curated record. The transcript has 9 exons. Gene Ontology annotation, molecular function: flavin adenine dinucleotide binding; monooxygenase activity.